Messenger RNA from Apis dorsata (giant honeybee), 1924 nucleotides. RefSeq lists its product as uncharacterized. NCBI's taxonomy places the organism in Eukaryota, Metazoa, Arthropoda, Insecta, Hymenoptera, Apidae. The transcript is spliced from 5 exons. The coding region runs from base 31 to 1806 and encodes 591 amino acids. The record is from RefSeq and is a predicted model, not a curated record.
AAAACAGCAAAAAAGAUAUAAAUAGACGCAAUGAUGAAGAUGAUGAAGACGAUAUUCCUUGCUCUAGCUUUGCUGAGCUUGGCAAACUGUCAGGGAACUCUGUUAGAAAUGUCUCAACAGUUGUGGGCCAAGCUUCUGUCAGGUGGAUUCUCGAAAGCGGGAAAGCUGGAUCCCCUGAAGGUUCCGACGAUCAAAGUGGAUCAAUCCGAGGGUAACACCAGUUACAGAAUUAUUCUUCGCAACGUGGAGAUAACUGGGCUGAACGGGUCCAGCCUGGACAGCAUCCACAUAGCUCGAGGCCGUUUGAAAUCGAACCUAAGCGAACUGGAGGCCGGCUACGUGAGCUACAGCGAUCUCAGAGACUUGGACUCGAUCAGGUACAGGUUCCACACAUUGAUCAAGGAGCCGAAAGGGCAAAACGAGAGCUUCGAGGCGAUAGUCUCUGCCGCGAAUCGACAGGUAAAUAAAUUCGCAGCCGGUUCGACAAGGGAGGAGGAGAGACUGAGAAUGUACGACCCCUUCUUGAUGAAGAUUCAAGCGGAGAAAAUGAGGCCGCCAGCCACUGAUCGCCCCGCCAACGAGCCACGCAAAUUCCACCAACAGCCUAAUAGCUUCGGUUCCUUCGACAUGGAGGGCGCCAAAGUUCUCUCCAGGUCGGAGACCGCUCGUAUCAUCGAGAACUUGAGGUAUCCUUCCGACGUGCAGAUGAUUUACGCGAUGAGCGCGAUGAACUCUGGAUUGAACCCGAGAAACUACGAUCGGAAGGAGAGCCAGGCAGCCAGAUCCUACGUCGACGGGAGCAGAGAGGAACACGACAGACGAGAAAAUGAGAGAAGGGAGAAGAACUUUGGCGGCAGAAGAGGAGAGGAUCGUUAUGGGGACGUUGAGACGAUGGCGUCAGAGAAUGUGGAGAGCGUGGCCGGGGGUCAGAGGUUCGUCCCUGGACAGAUCGGCAGGGAAGAGGCGCGUCGUGAUCGAUCGAGGAUCAAAUCGGAGGAUAAACCAGGGUACAUUGAUAUCGUUUACGCGGAUGGGGAGCGUAAUGGCGGCGUGAAGCGCUUUGGAAACGGGAGAAUAGAGUCUAAGGGGAAUGCCAGAGUGUUUGGCGUGAACGGUGACGCAAAGGAUAUCCUGGAGAGUAAACGAGUUAUUAGUCGCAACUGUACCGAGGGGGAAUCGUUGACGAAGAGGAACGACGCUGUUAAGGCGGCCAUAGAGGCGAAGAGGUUGGAUGGAUUGUCGAGAUACGCGAGAGAUUAUCAGGAGAGGCAAGGAUACUUCGAGGAAGGUAUGCAGUUGGUUUAUCAUUAUGGCGGAAUGGAUGCCAAGAAUCCUGAGGAGCAGAAAAUUGGCCAAGGGAGAAGACAAAAACGUGCUCAUGGAGGGAACGACACUGAUGACGAUGUGAUGCACGUUAUAGUGAAAAUCAGGGUCCCACUGCUUCGCGUGAAAUCCGAUUACCAAUUGAUGGGCAAGGUUGGGCAGGAAUUGGUAAGAGGAAGAGGACAGUUCAAUGGGAAUUUCUCUGAUGUGAUCGGUGAUUUCACUAUCGAGUUGAAGAAAACCAAAGGGCAGGACGAGUUGAUGGUUCGAGCAGCCAGGAGCAAAUUAAAUGCCACGAAGAAAAAUGUUUCUCUUCAGGGGAUGGACGAAGAGGGGCCAGUGAAGUCGAUUCUCAGCAAUGGCUUGAUGGCUGCGGAGGCGGUGGCCGCCAUGCUUGCGGAUGACCUGGCCACCAAGGCCCUGAACGACAAAACGGCGGAUGCGAUGAUUUACAAAAUGUACAAAAACCUUCCGGUCAAUUAAAACCGGUGUCGAGGACAGUUGGGCUUUAAUCGUUUUGACAGAUUUAUAUUGUGUAAUACGUGGUGGUCGAAAUAAUUCUUUCGUUCGAAGAGGAAACGUGCCAAACGUGAUGGAGUUU